This is a messenger RNA of Danio rerio (zebrafish), 3316 nucleotides long. RefSeq names its product ankyrin repeat and death domain containing 1A (gene ankdd1a). The record is from RefSeq and is marked validated. NCBI's taxonomy places the organism in Eukaryota, Metazoa, Chordata, Actinopteri, Cypriniformes, Danionidae. Gene Ontology annotation, biological process: signal transduction.
AAAGCGGCAGGCUUGAGCUCGGCUGAGAGAAAAUCGCACAGAAACGUAGCCGGACAUCACAAAAUAAUAUGAAGAUCUACUAGAUUAAUAUUAGAAGAUGCUCACAUUGGAGACGUAACACGCUGUCGACCGACGACGAUGGAAGACGGACUGGUUUCUGAAGACGAUAUAUUGCUUCGCUCGGAGAAGGAGUUUCAUGACGCUGCAAAGAGGAACGACACGGAGAGAAUGCAGGAGUUGAUCAGUAGAGGAGUGGACAUCAAAGUCAAAAACAAGAUGGACCGUAAGGCACUGCACUGGGCAGCUGGAGCCGGCAGUGAACAGGCGCUGCGUUUGCUGCUAGACCACGACAUGGAUGUGGAUGAUAUGGACAGCUUUGGUAUGAACGCUCUGCUCCUGGCUGCAUGGUUUGGUCACCUGACUAUCCUGAAGAUCCUCGUCUCAACCGGAGCAAAGCUCACCACUGAAAACAAAAAUGGCUUGAAUCUCCUGCACUGUGCUGCCCAGAGGGGUCACAUCACCAUUCUGGAGUAUAUCAUGGAGGAUCUGGAAAAUGUGCAGCUUAAUAAAGUCGAAAACUCAGGCAAGACAGCAUUUCAUCUGGCCGCAGAGCAUGGACACCUGGAGGUGGUGGAGUUUCUCAUUGGCAUGGGCUGUGCUCAUAACCUCAAAGACAAGCAUGGAAACACUGCACUACAUCUGGCAGCUAAGCAGGGCCACAGCGACGUCCUACAGAAGAUCAUGGAAACUGGGGAGAACAUCGAUGAAAGAAACAUUGAUGGCAUGACAGCUUUGCAUUUGGCAUCUGAAGGCGGUCAUUAUGAGUGUAUCAGACUGUUGCUGGAGGCUGGUUGUAAUGUGAAUGAACUUACUGAUAGUAAGAGGACAGCUCUUCAUCUGGUGGCCCAGCAUGCCUCAGCCAGUGAAGUCAGACUGUUGAUACAGGCCGGCAUCAAUCUGGAUUCAGUAGACACUCAACAUGUUUCAGCUCUACACCUGGCAGUACUCAACAACUCCACAGAAAUAGUCAAGGAUCUUAUUGAAGCGGGAUGCGACCUGGACAUCUUUGACAAUCGGCUUCAGACUGCUUUGCACAUUGCAGCAGAACAUGGACGACUGAACAUCGCUGAGACGAUCCUGAUAUCUGGAGUCAACCUCAAUCUGCUCGAUAAGCAGGGGAAGUCCUCACUUGAUGUUGCAGCACGAGGAAACCAUGUCAAUGUCGUUGACAUGAUUAUCAAAGCGGAUCGAUUUUACAAAUGGGAAAAGGACCAUCAACCGGAGACGCAACACAUCCGAUCUGUCCUGUGGAAACUCGCCAGCAGAUUUCUCAAACCAGGCGAGUGGAAAACACUGGCGCGACACUGGAAGUUCUCUGAAGCACAUAUUCGAGCCAUAGAGCACCAAUGGACAGGUACUAAGAGCUACAAGGAGCACGGGCACCGAAUGCUGCUCAUCUGGCUGCACGGCGUGAUCACCGCUGGAGAAAACCCCAUCAAGGGCUUGUACGAGGGUCUGAUGGGAAUCUCAAGAGUCGAUCUGGCAGAAAGCAUGCGACAGCUGGCAAAUGCAGAUCCCUCUUCUGACAAAAAAUGCUCUACAAUGUGACUGGAGAUCACUUGAGAAGGGUCUAGAUUGAGCAGACGCCAACCAGGAUGCUGUUGAAAAACAGAGCGACGAUGAUGAAACUACAACUGCAGCGAUGUGACCGAGAGGAAAACAUUGCCUGUUCACACCAAGAGCAAAUAUUCACAGCAAACCAAACUUUAGAUUGAAAUGAUGCAUUUCUGAGGAAACGUUUGCCCCCGGGUGAGAUGCAUCUAAUGACUGUUUUUGAGGAGGACAGGUAUAUUUCUCUUUUCUCUGCUGAAAAAAAUCUCACAAAGAAAUAACGUAAUUAUUUUGGUCAUGCAGUUUUUUUUGCAUGUCUUUCUGUCUUCUGUUUAAUUGCAGAUGCAUUUUUAUUCUGCUGUAAUGCAACAGUUUUAGUAUUAGGAACAGGUAAUCUUACUGGUGCAUUACCAAGGAUGCAGAGUAACUCAUACACUACCAGUCAAAACAGUAUGGUUUGUCAUUGUUUUAUUAUUGUUAUUAUUUUUGAAAUCUCUUCCUCUCUCAAAGCUUGCGUUUAAUUUGAUCCAAAGUACAGCAAACACUUUACAAAUGUUUACAGUGCAUCCGGAAAGUAUUCAUAGCACUUAUAAUAAGGCUGUAAGGCUGGAAAAGUGAAGCGCUAUGAACACUUUCUGGAUGCACUGUUAAUAUAUUUACUAUUAGUUAACUGUCAUCUAUUUAAAUAUAUCCCUGUAAUUUCAAAACUGACUUUUUAGCAUUAUUAGUCACAUGAUCCUCUCAAAUCAUUCUAAUAUGCUGAUUUGCAGUUUAAGAAACAUUUAUUGUUGUUGUUGUUAUCAAUAUUUAUUAACACGCAAGUAUUUCAGGAUUUUUUGAUGAUUCGAAGAUCCGCAUUUUUCCUAAAUUAAAUUAAAUUGUAGUAUUGCACACUAUGCUGCUCAAAAACUUGAAGUGAUGAAAAAGGUAUUCAUAAUGUCACAUGAGAUGCAUUUCAGAUGAAUGCUGUUUCUUUCGAACUUUCUAUUGAUUCUUCUAAUCCACUUUUUUUCUACAUAAUAAAAGUAAUAAUAAAUGUUUUUUUUUUAGCAUCAAAUCAGCAUUUUAGAAUGAUUUCUGAACAGUCAUUUGACUGGAGUUAUGAUGCUAAAAAAUCUGCUUUUAAAUCACAGAAAAAAAUGACAUUUUUAAAUAUGUUUAAAUAGAAGUUUGAAAUGGUAUAAAUAUUUUAAAAUAUUUAUACGUUCAUAAAUCAGGAAGCAUUUUUUUUAGACAAGUACUUUUGUCUGGUUUUCAAAAGAAAAAAAAAAAAAGAAAAAAUGGCAAGUUAAAAUUUAGCAAGUUUUCCAUAAAACAAAGUAAAUCUGCAAGUGCUGUAAGUAAAAUAAACUUGUUUUUAGAUGAUUUUACUUAACCAAAAGGCAUUAUUGUUUAGCUUCUUUUCUUUUUAGCAGAAUCUCACUAAAUUUGCAUUUUUUUUCUUCCGAAAACAAGGAAAAAGUGUUUUUCUUGUCUAGAAAAUGCUUCUUGGUUUAAGAAUUUUUAGAUAUUUUUACUGGAAAUAAGACUAGCAUCUUACCAAGUAAGUAUAGUCAAUAAAUUCUGUUGCAAAAUAUUUCGUUUUAAAAAUGUUAGUGUGAACACUCGCUUAUAGCCAACCUAUUGCUAAAGGUUUUAGUUUUUUAGUCUGGACCAAAACAAAAAAAAAUCUAAGUAUGAACUCACUCUAAAUGUGUGUGAUGGA